This is a messenger RNA of Vespa crabro (European hornet), 1846 nucleotides long. Its product is annotated as endoplasmic reticulum lectin 1. NCBI's taxonomy places the organism in Eukaryota, Metazoa, Arthropoda, Insecta, Hymenoptera, Vespidae. The transcript has 7 exons. Gene Ontology annotation, cellular component: endoplasmic reticulum lumen. Gene Ontology annotation, biological process: endoplasmic reticulum unfolded protein response; retrograde protein transport, ER to cytosol. The record is from RefSeq and is a predicted model, not a curated record. Bases 151 to 1683 code for a protein of 510 amino acids.
UUUUAUUUAAAAAUUAAUGUCUACGUCGGGAUAGAUGGCGUUUGCGCCUAUUUGAUUAAUAAGGUUUUUUGCUGUCAUAAAUUUAUAAACGUUUUACUAAUUUUAACAUAUUUAAUCAAAAUAUGAUAAAAUAAUUAUUGAUUUAUAAAAAUGUGGAAAUAUUAUUGUAUUUACAACGUAUUAAACGUUAUACUUGCCAAUACAUGGGCCCACGAAGUAAAAAAUUUCGAUGAUACUAUUUUAUUCAAAAUUAAUUGGCCAGACAAAAGUAAUACAGAAUUAUUAAAACCUGAAACUAAUGUUGAGCCUUAUUUUAUAACAACUGCAAAUAAUGAACGUUAUCAAUGUUUAAUACCAGAUAUGAUAGAGCAAGAACAUAAUAAUGCUGAAAUAUAUAAGGGAUCAAAUCCAAUAGAAAUAUUAUCAAUGUUAUUUCGUCAAAAUACUUGUUCUUAUAGGUUAGAGUCUUAUUGGACUUAUGAAUUAUGUCAUGGCCAUUUUGUGCGCCAGUAUCAUGAAGAUAGAGAAGGAAAAAAGGUCAAAACUCAAGAAUAUUAUCUUGGUAAUUUUGACAAAUCACAAAAUUUCAAACUUUCCGUUGAAUACGAUGAAUUAGCAAAAAAUCCUGAUAAAAAGUCAGAGAUACCAGUAAAGAAAGUAGAUGGAAUAAAUAUGCCUUAUGUUGAAAUUAAAAUGGGAGAUGGUACACUUUGUGAUAUAAGCAGUAAACCAAGAAUGAUAAGAGUUCUAUAUGUAUGUUAUCAGCAUGGCAAACAUGAAAUAUUUUCAUUAAAAGAAACAUCUAGCUGUGAAUAUGAGGCCAUUGUUCUAUCUCCAUUGCUUUGUUAUCAUCCUGAUUAUAAACCACAAGACUCUAAGGAAAAUGAAAUUGAAUGCCGUCCUGUGGAUAAUACACCCAAGAAACCUAGAGCACUUGUUGCAAUGGAAAUGGAGAGUUUGAAACUUCGACAUCAAAAAGAUAACAAGCUGCAGAAAAUCUAUGCGAUCUUCCAUGUAGAUAAGGAGGGCCAGGAUGGUGAUGCUCGUGUAAGGGUUGAAAUACGACCAGUAGAUGUUGUUGAUAAACAGAAUGGUGAGGAUGAUUCUGUUAAUUCGUUAAUAGAUCAAAACAUAACUCCUGCAGAAAUUAAUUCGGUCCAAAACUUUCUUAGUGGCAAAAAUUGUUUACAUGGAGGAAAUGGUUGGUGGAAAUAUGAAUUCUGUUUUGGACGUUCUAUAGUCCAGUAUCAUACAGAAAAAGAUGGUACUAAGACUACUGUUAAUCUUGGUAAAUUUGAUAGACAAAAACACUUGGAGUGGAUUGCUACUCAUCCUUAUAAGAAACCAGGACCACCAGAAGUGCGUAAAUAUUUAUCACAUUUUUAUAGCGAUGGAAGUAUUUGUGAAAAAAUUGGCCAAUUACGACAAACUGAGGUAAAAUUAAAGUGUGUUGAUAAUCAUAUGGGCAGUCCAUCCAGUAUAUCAUUAUUCUUAUUAGAACCAAAAACAUGCAAAUAUGUGUUAAGAGUUGAGUCUCCAUUAAUCUGUGAUAUUUUAGAAUAUGCAGAUGAAAAUGGUCUUUUAAAUGAAAAAUUCGAAACAGAUUUUGCUAAAUUGAAAAUAACAGCUCUUCAUGUAGAACAAGAUGAUUUAGAUGAAAGAAUAGCUAAUGGAGAUGAUUAAUGAAAAUUGAUUUUUUAUUAAUUUUUAAUAAACGAAUAGGAAAGGUACAAUUAAUUGUAAUUUAUAAUAAAAUUGAUUUAAUCACCGUGAUUAUUACAAAACAUAAUCACUAAUAUUGUCAAUUGUACUUUUCUCAUAUAAAAUUUGUGUAGAAUUUUGUAAA